AUGCCGGCGUUUCGAGGGAAGCAAAUCGCGGAUCACCUGUACGCGCCGAACGGGGCGAGCGCGCGGUCGGUGGACGAUUUUACGACGCUGUCGAAAAAGCUGCGCGAGGAGCUGAAGAGCGCGAAUGUGCGCGUCGGGCGGUCGAGGCGACAUCACGUCGCGGCGGCGAGCGAUGGGACGGCGAAGUUGUUGCUUCGAUUGGAUGACGAUAGAGUCGUCGAGACGGUGGGUAUUCCCGCCACGGAGAACGGAAAGAAUAGGCUCACGGCGUGCGUGUCGAGUCAGGUCGGUUGUCCGAUGCGCUGCACGUUCUGCGCGACUGGCAAAGGUGGAUUCGCCCGUAAUUUGGCCCCGCACGAGAUCGUAGAUCAAGUAUUGGCGCUCGAGGAGUACUUCGGUCAGCGCGUGAGCAACGUCGUCUUCAUGGGCAUGGGAGAACCGCUGCUGAACGUGCCCAACGUUCUCAAGGCGCACGAGGCGUUGAACAAGGAGAUUGGAAUCGGUGCGAGGCACAUCACGAUUUCCACAGUUGGCGUCAGAGGGUCGAUCGAAAAGCUCGCGCACGCGCAACUGCAAUCCGUGCUCGCGGUCAGUUUGCACGCGCCGAAUCAAGAGUUGCGAGAAACCAUCAUCCCGAGCGCCAAGGUGUACCCGAUGGAAGACUUGCUGCAAGACUGCGAACAGUACUUCGUCGCCACCGGUCGACGCGUGACGUUUGAGUACACGCUGCUCGGAGGAAUAAACGAUCAACCAGAGCACGCGAAGGAACUCGGCCGAUUGCUGUACGCUCGCAACCUGGCGUCGCACGUCAACUUGAUUCCGUACAACCCCGUGGAUGAUUCCGACUACCAGCGCCCGAGUCGGGCGACGGUGUACGCUUUCCGCGACAUUCUUGAAGGUCUCAACGUCCCAGCUUCGAUUCGCCAAACCAGAGGUCUCGAGGCGGCGGCGGCGUGCGGACAGCUGCGUAACGCGUUCCAAAAGAACGCCAUCGUCGGCGACUUGGCGCCGGCGACGACGUGA
Messenger RNA from Ostreococcus lucimarinus CCE9901, 1023 nucleotides. RefSeq lists its product with no specific name. The transcript has a single exon. Bases 1 to 1023 code for a protein of 340 amino acids. Gene Ontology annotation, molecular function: iron-sulfur cluster binding; RNA methyltransferase activity. Lineage: Eukaryota; Viridiplantae; Chlorophyta; Mamiellophyceae; Mamiellales; Bathycoccaceae. Gene Ontology annotation, biological process: tRNA methylation; rRNA base methylation. The record is from RefSeq and is a predicted model, not a curated record.